This is a messenger RNA of Suillus clintonianus, 1190 nucleotides long. RefSeq lists its product as uncharacterized. The record is from RefSeq and is a predicted model, not a curated record. Gene Ontology annotation, molecular function: lipase activity. Lineage: Eukaryota; Fungi; Basidiomycota; Agaricomycetes; Boletales; Suillaceae. Gene Ontology annotation, biological process: lipid storage. Gene Ontology annotation, cellular component: lipid droplet. The transcript is spliced from 6 exons. The coding region runs from base 129 to 1112 and encodes 327 amino acids.
CAUCUCAGACCACUGCAAUCUACUACUUUGUGGCCAGUACCAACUUGAAGUACUAGGGCUCACUGCUAACUUCAGCUGCAAACAAGCACAUCAUCCUACUCGCAGUCUUGCACCCUUCAACUUGCAGGAUGCCCGAUACCAGGACCAGUUUACCCCCGUUUCUAGACUCUCUGGCACCAGAUUCCAGCGUUUCAUAUAUGAAUGCUCUUUUUCCUUCCAGUGACGAUAUACCAUCUGUACAUGUGCACUGGUGGCCGUGUAAACGAGCAAGUGUAUCACCCUCCACAAUUCUACUCUUUAUACCAGGAAACCCUGGUAUCAUCGACUUCUAUCAUCCGUUUCUCACCGCAAUACACAACCAGGACAGGUCUGGGACAUUGGCGAUACUGUCACAUUCACAUAUCGGACAUGACCCUGCUACCGAGGAUCUUGCACCAGCACGCCGCACUUCAUUUAAUCAUGCGUUGACAUUUCAGAUUCGAAAUUCCCUUCGAAUUUUCGAUGCUUUGACCACAUCUUUUGGCGUCAAUACACGUAUUGUGAUCGCUGGCCACAGCGUUGGUUCAUGGGUAGCUCUGCAGGUCUUGAAACUACGGUCCGCCGCUGUUUCGGGAGUUUUCUUCCUUUUUCCGACUAUCACCAACAUUGCGUACACACCGAAUGGUCGACUGUUGUCGCGUUUGUUUCGGCCUCCGUUUCCGCGCAUUACAUCACAGGUUGCUCGGGUAUUGCGUCUUGUGCCACUAAUCAUCCUUCGUCAAAUAUUUCCACAAUACCCGAUCUCACAACUCAAGGUUCUUCGGUCAUUUCUGCUAUCUCCUUCAUCAAUCUUUGCUGCGAUGACGAUGGCACACGAUGAAAUGCUCAACAUUAAGGAACUGGACGCUGCCACCUUGGACAAAUACCGCCACCAGCUUUGGUUUUAUUUCGCAGAUCACGAUGACUGGGUUGACCAAGGAAGAGAAACGAUUCUCCAGGUCUUCAGGGCAGACCCUGGCACUGUGAAAGUCGUGCACGGACACCGUGAUAUCCCACAUGCAUUCUGCAUCAACAAUAGCGAAGAAGUAGCAUUGGAGUGUUAUGAGUGGCUCGUUUCUGGGGGAUUCGUGUGAUUAGAUACACUAUCACGUCUGCCCUUGACCGCAAUCUAUAUAAUGCGCUGUUUUCUUUGCGCCUUAGCACGCCAUAAA